This is a messenger RNA of Trichobilharzia szidati, 702 nucleotides long. NCBI's taxonomy places the organism in Eukaryota, Metazoa, Platyhelminthes, Trematoda, Strigeidida, Schistosomatidae. The record is from the annotation of a GenBank genome assembly.
AUGCAGCCUUAUCCAGGGAAUCAAUCUCCAAUAUACGGUAAUCCACCCUAUCCUCAAAUGUCACCACCUUUUCAAAUGCCUCCACAAGCUCAGUACCAACCAGGACAACAGUACGUCAUGACUCCAGGAUUUCAGGGACAAGAAUUUAUCUAUGCCCCAUUUGAUGAUGAUACAGUGAGAAAUCGUUUUAUUAGCAAAACCCGGAAUUUCAUUAUGGAUUAUAAAAAACCCUAUUACGCUUUGGUUAGCACUACAAUUGCGCAAUCUUUUCUAUUGGCAGUGAUUUCGUGUGCCUAUUCAACGUAUAAUGUUUUGACAGCAGUUGGAAUAACUUUUAUGAUUUGUCUAUGUGCUACUAUAUUCGCUCGUACAACCAGCAUUGAUUUUACUAAAUGCUGGCUUGUUCUCUUCAUGAUGUUAAUUGCACUCAUAUUUAUGGGUAUAGCAAGCAUGUUUGUUUAUGCGUAUUACGGUAGAAAUAAUGUGUUUCAUGUGAUAUACGGAGGAUUCGGUGCUGUUGUAUUUACUCUUUAUUUGAUAUAUGAUACUCAACUACUGAUUGGUGGACGAACGUAUUCACUUAAUCCAGAAGAAUACAUUUUUGGCACAUUAGUACUCUACAUUGAUAUUAUAAUGAUAUUCACGUAUUUAAUGAAAUUAAUUGGCGGAGAAUAUUAAUUAAUCAAUGGUUACUCAACCGGU